This is a messenger RNA of Candidozyma duobushaemuli, 564 nucleotides long. Its product is annotated as rRNA-processing protein. Bases 1 to 564 code for a protein of 187 amino acids. The record is from RefSeq and is a predicted model, not a curated record. NCBI's taxonomy places the organism in Eukaryota, Fungi, Ascomycota, Pichiomycetes, Serinales, Metschnikowiaceae. The transcript has a single exon. Gene Ontology annotation, cellular component: nucleolus; small-subunit processome.
AUGGGUAAAGCCAAGAAGACAAGAAAGUUCUCGCUUAUGAAGAGGGCCAUCAAGGCCAACGACCCCAAGCUACAGAAGGAAAAACCGAAACAGAAAAAGGACGAUCCCGAGCUCACGAAACAGGUGCCACAAGUCUCAUCAGCACUCUUUUUCCAAUACAACGAGGCCAUCAAACCACCCUACCAAAUUUUGUUGGAUACCAACUUCUUCAACUUUUCGAUCCAGAAAAAAAUCGACAUCAACCGUGGUCUCAUGGACUGUUUGUACGCAAAGUGCAUUCCUAUAGUGACAGACUGUGUGAUGGCUGAGUUGGAGAAGCUUGGACCAAAGUACCGUAUUGCAUUGAAACUUGCCAAAGACCCCAGAAUUAAAAGAAUCAGCUGUUCCCACGGAGGCACCUAUGCCGAUGACUGUCUUGUGAACAGAGUCAUGCAGCACAAGUGCUACAUUGUGGCUACCAAUGAUGCGGAUUUGAAAAGACGUAUUAGAAAGAUUCCUGGUAUUCCAAUCAUGGGUGUGGGAGCUCACUCCUACGUGAUUGAGCGUUUGCCCGAUGUGUUCUAG